AUCGCCUUAUGACAUCACCUGGCCUCGCGUAGUUGACCAAUGCAACACGAAAACAGCUGACGCGUUUACACAAAAACAUUUAGAUUUUCAUACAAUUUCUUUAUAAUAUACAUGUUUAUAUGAUAACAAAAUGGAAGGUUUAAAAUCUGGUUAUGGGAUACGCGUGGUGACGCCGUCACCUGAACACACCUUCGAGCUGGAAGAAAAGAUGCUUUCAGAUCUCCUACUACGAGAUGAUGUCAAAGACUGCUCGGUCGUGGUCCUUUCUGUGGCCGGUCCUUAUAGGAAGGGCAAGUCCUUCUUGUUGGACUUCUUCCUUCGUUACCUUCAGCAAACGUACAAUGUAAAAGAUGGCAGCGACUGGUUAGGGGCAGAAAAUGUUCCUCUCAGCGGUUUCUCCUGGCGAGGCGGUUCUGACAGAGACACAACGGGCUUGCUGCUCUGGUCACAACCAUUUUUCACCACCCUACCCACUGGGAAAAAGGUUGUUAUAUUUCUAAUGGAUACUCAAGGCACAUUCGACAGCGAGUCCACAGUUAAAGACAACGCCACGGUCUUCGCUCUAUCCACCAUGCUGUCUUCUGUGCAAAUCUAUAACUUAUCACAAAACAUAGAAGAGGAUGAUUUACAGCAUUUACAGCUGUUCACAGACUACGGCCGCCUCGCCCAGCAGAAUAUUACAGGGAAGCCAUUUCAGCAAUUGCUGUUGAUGAUCAGGGACUGGAGCGCCCCCUACGAGUACGCUUAUGGCGCGGCAGGUGGAUCAAAGCUCCUGGAAAAGAGGCUGGAGAUUCAUGAAGACCAGCAUGAAGAAUUGAAAUCCAUCAGACGGCACAUCGCGGCGUGCUUCGAGAAGCUAACGUGCUUUCUGAUGCCACACCCUGGCCUCAACGUGGCCACCAAUCCCAAUUUUGAUGGAAAACUCGCCGAAAUUAGCCCCGAGUUUAAAACGUGCCUUCGUGAGCUUGUCCCGCUAAUGUUGGCGCCAGAAAACUUGCUCGUGAAGAAGAUUGCUGGCCAAGAGUUAAAGGCGAAAGACUUGUUAUUUUAUUUCAAGGCGUAUUUGAAUAUUUUUAACGGGGAUGAUUUGCCGGAACCGAAAAGUAUAUUAGCGGCCACGGCGGAGGCCAACAACCUAUCGGCAGUAUCGGACGCGCGUGAUGUGUAUGAAACUUUAAUGGAGGAAGUGGUUGGUGGAAACCAGCCGUAUCUGGACCCCGCCCAGCUGGAGGAGCAGCACCAGCGUGCCAAGAACAAGGCCCUGCACGCCUUCCACAGCAAGCGGAAAAUGGGGGGAGAUAACCUUGAAGCUACAUAUAUGGAAAAGUUGACUAAGGAGCUUGAGGAGAACUACGAACAAUACCGCGCUCACAACGAAGCCAAGAACUUAUUCGGCAUGGUGGGCACGCCGACCCUGCUCGCUGCGCUGGCGCUGCUCGGCUUCCUCGUCAGCUUUGUUGGCUCCACGCUGGGGGUACAGACUGUGGUCGCGUUGGGGCAGAUCAUUGCUAUUGGGGCACUUGUUUUGCUCGGCUUUUGGACGUAUACCAGAAUAAGUGGCAAUAUGCGCGAUGUUGGUCAGCAGAUCGAUCGAGUAGCUGACAUAAUACGAACUCAUGUAACACGACAAAUUCUUGGCGCGGCUGCAAGCCAACUGGCGCCAUCUUUGGGACCGUCGAGAGAGAAACAAGCGUAGGGAUCUCAUUCAACAUUCUUGAUUCUAGUCCCGUUUCCGCCAUUUUGUUAAUAAUACAGUACUGUCAGGUUCCAGAAGAUUCGAUCUACAAUUUUGAAAGAAUAGAAUUUGGCAAAGCACGCCUUCUUAAGGGCAGUUCUGCAAAGUUGAAUCUAUGUACCUACUCAAUAAAAAAAGAGAUUACGAAUAGAUUUAAAUGUAACGUGUAUUACGACAAUAAUUUUUAUAAAAAUAGUUAUAGGGUCAUUAACGUAGUCACAUGAAAUAACGUCACAAUUUUUUAAAGAAAAAAUGCCACCGUAUUAUGAAGCUGUACUUACAAUUUACUAAUUCAAUUCAAUAUUUUUUUAAGUCGGAAAUACCUGUAAAUUUACUACAUAAAGAUAGUUUAUAAUAUAAAUUAUUGUGUUAUUUUUUGUUCCAUUUUCGACCAAGUAUUUUCACUUAAAAGAACCUUAGAAAUGAAGCACCAAUAACUGUAUAAGCCGAUUUUGUAAUUAUUUUUCACUAAUAAAUAUGUAACAAAUGUAAAAAAAUUGGAGUAUGUUAUAAGUAACAUAUUUU
This is a messenger RNA of Zerene cesonia (dogface butterfly), 2260 nucleotides long. RefSeq names its product atlastin-like. Gene Ontology annotation, molecular function: GTP binding; GTPase activity. NCBI's taxonomy places the organism in Eukaryota, Metazoa, Arthropoda, Insecta, Lepidoptera, Pieridae. The coding region runs from base 131 to 1696 and encodes 521 amino acids. Gene Ontology annotation, biological process: protein homooligomerization; endoplasmic reticulum organization. The transcript is spliced from 11 exons. The record is from RefSeq and is a predicted model, not a curated record.